Lottia gigantea (owl limpet) is the source of this 1185-nucleotide messenger RNA. RefSeq lists its product as hypothetical. Lineage: Eukaryota; Metazoa; Mollusca; Gastropoda; Lottiidae. The transcript is spliced from 3 exons. Bases 1 to 1185 code for a protein of 394 amino acids. The record is from RefSeq and is a predicted model, not a curated record.
AUGGAUAAAACAGAUUCUACUUCUAGCGAAGUGUCUAAUAAAAGAGGUUCUGGAAGUCGCCGUACAUUGUCAGAUGUUCUUUUCGAUAGUGUGCAAAGGGAACAAAUCAGUCAACAUGAAAGUCCUGAAUUUACCCUAUCACUAUCAGAAACAAAACAGACAGAUACCAGACCUAAAGAAACAGGAGAUCCACUGUCACACAGAUUGGAGUUUACUCCUGAUCCCAUGGAUCCAGUUUGGAACCAAAGGGAAGAUGCACAUCAUAAUGUGUAUGGUAGACAGCAGCAGUAUAGAAAACCUAUACUUGCAGCAAGUAAAUAUGAUGGCACUACGCCGUUAAUGGAUUACAAAGCUCAUUUUCAAACCUGUAUAAGAAUUAAUAAAUGGACAAAGACAAGACCUUCUAAUAUAGAAGAAGCUGUUCAUAUAGCAGUAGAAUCAGAAUCCUUCAGAGUUUCUAAUGAAUCGAAGCGUCCAAAACAGAAAUAUUCUCGGUCUGUAACAGAACCAAAACCAGAAAGUGAUGGUGCAAUUGACAAAAGUCUAGCUGAUCAAAUUAUGACCCAGAUAACGCAAUUAACUGAAGGAAUGAAAUCCUUACAGACUAAAAUAGACAUUCUCGAAAAACAGAAGAAACGAACAGAUAUUAUCUGUGAAAAUUGCAAGAAGAAGAGACACUCUAGUACGAAUUGUUGGUUCAAGAAAGACAAUACAAAGAAGAAAUCCAACGAUAAAGCACAUACAAUGAGAAAUAAAAGUAACAAGAAAAAAAGAAGAAUUAAUAAGUUCUUAAGAGCUCUAUGUGAAGCAGGUCUACACAUGCUAGCUCAAAUAGAGAACCCAGUCGUCGUUGCCGAUAUAGGAUCUCAUUGUAUAUUUGGAUUAGAUUUUCUUGAGAAACAUGGUUGUAAGAUUGACCUUAAAAACAGAGAAAUGGAGUUAUCCGAAAAGACAUUAAGCCUUCAAUUUGUAGGUGGUUCAUCAGUGAAAAGAAAAAUAGCUGCUAAGAGUAUAAUGAUUCCUGCUGGUCAUGAAAUGAUAGUACCUGGUAGAAUCCAUGAGUCGGUUAAGAACGAUUUGAACGGACAAACCGUCAUGAUAGAAAAACAUCCAAAAGAAAAGGUGUUGUCAGUGCCGGUUAGGAUCAUGAAUGUUUCUACAAACCCAGUUACAAUUUUUAAGUAA